AUGGAGAAACUUGUUGCUACUCAAGAAUUCAUUGAUUUCAUCAAAUUCUACAGCAACCUGCUUUGCAUGAUUCCAUUCCAUUCCAACUUCAUGCGUGAAGUGGAAGAACAAAUGGACCUUCGUGAAUUCUUAGAGGUUGUGAAGGCAAAAAUUUCCAUAAGCAAUACCUUAUAUUUGUCGAUUAGGGUUCAAAAUAGCUGGGGAUUUUGGCAUUUUGGCAGAGUAAAAUGGUUCAAUGACAAGAUAUCAUACCUUAUAUUUGCUAGUAUGGGAAUCCAUGUCAAGUGGAGACAUCAUGGACUGAAGUUAACCCAGGAAGGAGGUUUCAAUUCUGUCGAAGGGUAA
Messenger RNA from Prunus armeniaca (apricot), 345 nucleotides. The record is from the annotation of a GenBank genome assembly. Lineage: Eukaryota; Viridiplantae; Streptophyta; Magnoliopsida; Rosales; Rosaceae.